Pantherophis guttatus is the source of this 3307-nucleotide messenger RNA. It is a transcript of the gene TRIM50, whose product is annotated as tripartite motif containing 50. NCBI's taxonomy places the organism in Eukaryota, Metazoa, Chordata, Lepidosauria, Squamata, Colubridae. Gene Ontology annotation, molecular function: protein binding; zinc ion binding. The record is from RefSeq and is a predicted model, not a curated record.
AGGAAAAGACUUGUGUGUGGUUUUUUUAUCUCCAAUUUUCCAAGAAUACAUUGGUCAGUCAGCGAUGUAGCUGGGAGUUGCCUCUACAAGUGCCAAGGAUUAGCACAUGACUGAAAAGGUGGCUGUUACUCCAGUUUGCUUUCUGGAGAGCUUUCCCUGAACAGAGGGCCAUCAACUCUAGAAACUCUCUUUUUGAAAGAAGUAAAGGCAGAGACGCUUUUCUUCUCACUUUUGGUGGUGAAGUCCAAAAUCUGCCAUAGUAAAAAAAAUAUCCAACGGGAAGUUUUAAUGUAAUGUACAGUGUUUUGUCUAGAAAUAUUCUGAUUACAGGAGAAGGGAGGUGGCAGAAAACUAAAAGGAGAAGAGCAGUUGAACUGUAAAAGGAGAUAAGAAGGAACAGCUACUCUUAUCUUCUCCUCAGCUGCAUCCUACAUCUGGUGUCUGUUCCUUCUGGGCAUUCAUCUUCCAGGAUUAAGCCAAAGAAAGAAGAAGUAAAUCAGCCAAAUGGCCCGGAAAUUAAGCAUUGAGCAACUUGAGGACCAGUUGAUAUGCCCCAUUUGCUUAGAUUUCUUCAAAGAGCCCUUGAUGCUACAAUGUGGACACUCUUACUGCAAGUCCUGUGUAGUAUCUCUCUCAGGUGACCUGGAGAAGCAGAUCCUUUGCCCAGUAUGCCGAAAGGCUGUGGACUAUAGCAGAUCACCACCCAAUGUCAACUUGGCUCGCAUCAUUGAGGCCAUUCAUACCCUAGGCAACUCACAAGAUAACCAAAAGUCUUGCCCUGACCACCACAAUCCCCUCAGCCUUUUCUGUGAGCAAGACCAGGAAGUGAUUUGUGGCCUCUGUGGCACCAUUGGCACCCAUCAGCAGCAUAAAGUCAUGCCCAUCUCCACUGUCUACAGCAGGAUGAAGGAGGAACUCUCCAUGUUGAUAACAGAUGUGCAACAGCAGAAAAGAAGCCUUGAUGAACAUGUCAGCAAAUUGAUGAAUAACAAAACUCGCAUCACGAAUGAAUCUGAUGUCUUCAAGUGGGUAGUCAGAAAGCAGUUCCAGGAUCUGCAUAGAUAUAUCGAUGAAGAGAAGGCCAAAUUCCUGGGGCAGAUAGAAAGGAAAACAACCCGUAUCAUUGCCUCUAUUGAGGUUCAGGUGAGGCAGAGAGCAGACAUCCUUCAGAAGCUAAAGGAGCUGGAGAACUCCCUGGAGAAAUUCAACAAUGAAGACCAGCUGGAUUUCAUACAGAAAUAUGGAUCUCUUCCCUCCAGGUCUGAGCUUCCCUAUCAGCACCCAGCUGAAGGCAUGUACAGUGCGGUUUGUUUCAAACCUGACUUCCACCAAGAGGAUGUAAAGAUGAUGGUAUGGAAGCGUCUGCUCCGUAAAGUCCUUCCAGCUCCAGAAACACUGAAGCUGGACCCAGUGAGUGCUCACCCUAUGCUCGAGCUGUCCAAGGAGAAUACCAUGGUGAAAUAUGGCCAGUUCUUCCAACGGCGAGAUAGCAAUCCUGAGCGCUUUGACUACAGCAACUGUAUCCUGGCUAAUAAGGGCUUCUCCUGGGGAAAGCAUUACUGGGAGAUUAUUGUGGGCUCCAAGAGUCACUGGCGCCUGGGCAUCGUCAAGGGAACAAUCAACCGCAAAGGCAAACUGAGUAAGAGUCCAGAAAAUGGGGUGUGGCUCAUUGGCUUAAAAGAGGGCAAAGUAUAUGAGGCCUUCAAUACCAGCAGACUGGUUUUGCCAAUUUCAGCCCGACCCCAACGAAUUGGGGUCUAUCUGCACUAUGAGAAGGGAGAACUAACCUUCUACAACGCUGACAGUCCAGAUGAGCUGAUACCAAUCUAUACUUUCCAAGCAGAAUUCCAAGGCAAGCUAUAUCCCAUUUUGGACAUGUGUUGGCAUGAGCGGGGUAUCCAUAACAAUUUACCCAUUAUAGUACCUACUCCCAAAAUGCUGCAGACUGAGGAUGACUGCACCAAUACUGAUGAGCCCACCAAGUUAUAAUAGGAAGUUUCCAUUUGCUACUAUUGUGUCAAGUUAUCGUCUUUAUGGGAGCAAUAAAUGCAAACCAAACUGAAUAGAACUCAUUCAAUGUAAAGAAUUUCUAGAGACUUGCUUCAGGACUUUGUUUUGUUUUUUAGUGCACCUGACUAUUUUUUUUUUUUUAAAUUUGAUUUAUAUGCCGCCCUUCUCCGGAGACUCAGGGCGGCUUACAAUGCGUUAAGCAAUAGCCUUCAUACUUUUGUAUAUUUAUACAAAGUCAGCUUAUUGCCCCCACAAACUGGAUCCUCAUUUAACCUACCUUAGAAAGGAUGGAAGGCUGAGUCAACCUUGAGCCUGGUAAGGUUCGAACCUGCAGUAAUUGCAGGCAGCUGUGUUAAUGACAGGGUGCUCUAAACCACUGUACUACCAAGGCUCUAUUUGAGGGCAUCCUGGCUUUAAGGGGCGAAAUCAAGACUACAUAUAAUUUUUUUUCAAUUUAUUACAGUUAUAGAGACCAGAGACUCUGGUCUGGAUUACCUAUAAAGCAACAGAGCGAACUCCAUGCCAAAAUGUAGAAUCUCAAUUACAUCUAUACUUUCCGCUGUUUAAGGGUAGUUAAGUCCAAAAGGAGAAGAGUUUAGUCCAAAAUUACAAGAACUCAGUUGAAAUGAACACUAUAUUUCCAUUAUUUUCAGUGGGCUUUUGCAGAAUAACUUCCUUGUGAUGCAUUGUUUGUGGCCUAUGGAGGAGUUCCACUGUCAUUCUAGGAAAUGAUGCUCAGAAUCUAUUGCUUGGAACAAACAUCUCACUUUGCCUCUAGGCUGCUUCUGGGAAGCCUGCCAGGCAAUUGAUUUCAAAGGGCCACUUUUUUCCUUCUUUCUGCUUUUCAAUCUUUUUUUCCUCCAUUGUUACCCAUUUUAGCAAGUUUUAUAAAUCCGAAAGGCUAGAUACGCUGGAUUUUCUAGACAGUACUAGCUCUUACUGUUAUUUAAAUUAAAAUGCCCAAAUUAAUAUUUCUAUUCUAGAGUUUCAAGUAAGACCAUAAUGAAUGCAGUAAGUAAAUAUUUCACCAAGAUUGUAAAAAAACUAUAAGCCAAUACUUAACACUAUCACUAUGCAAAUAUAACUAAAAGGUUGAGGUAUUCAUUAAUUUCUAUCUGUACAUAUUAAUGCAUUAAAUUUGUUUGCUGUGAAGAUUUUUUUUCAAUUUUAGCACCUGCUUAUUAUGUCUCAUCUCUUCUCUUUGCUAUUAAUGGUUUCUAUUUGCUUUUAGUGGUUUAAAAGCCAAUACUGUUUUUUAAUCUUUUAUACUGAAUAAAGUGAUUUUACAAUCUUUUUA